AUGGGGACGGAGGUCUUGAUCCCCUACGAUGUGCUCAGCAACCAGCGCCUGGGUUUCGACGCUUCACCGGCAGCGGCGGCGCUCUUCCCCCACAGGAAGCGGGCCACCGGCGGUGGCUCCAGCGCUAACCCUCGGCCGCGGCGGAAGCCGGAUCAGAGGAAGCGAAGGGAGCCAGCUGUCGCGGCGGCGCCGCUCCGGCGGGGAGGUUCCCUCGACUCGAAGGUCGGGGGGAAGGAAGAGAAGAAGCCAGGAAUCCUCUCGUCGGCGGGCGGCGGCGAUCUGAUGGUCUUCGGCACAGGGAGGCUGGGCCCGGAGCCCGCCGUCGUUCCGAGGCAGAUCCGCCUGGUGGGCACGGCGGAGCACCGGCGGCGCGGGGAAACCUACGCCGGGCCGGCGUUCUCGGCGUCGCCGUCGCCGAGGGCCCUCCCCCUGCCGACGUUCCCCUCCAAGAAGCCGGACGCCGCCACCAGGGAUCUGAGGCGGCUCCUCCGCCUGGAUCAGUAA
Spirodela intermedia is the source of this 504-nucleotide messenger RNA. The record is from the annotation of a GenBank genome assembly. NCBI's taxonomy places the organism in Eukaryota, Viridiplantae, Streptophyta, Magnoliopsida, Alismatales, Araceae.